CCCCGCAUCGUCCCUGUAAUCCUCCCCAUUCCCCAAAGUCCAAAUAAACAAAAACCAUGGCGGCAGCAAGCUCUCGCAAGUUUUCCAUCGUGUCCAUUGGUCUCUUGUCUCUACUACUGAUCCAUGCACCUCUUGCUACCUCACUGUCCUUUAGCUUCAACUUCUCCGGCACCGGCGGCGACCCAUGCGACGCCGAGCUAAGGUGCGAACGCGACACACAUAUUGGCCCUGGUUUUCUCGAGCUAACAAAGAACGACAUCAGAGGCGAUACCUUCAGCGUCGGGCGCGCUUCGUAUGCGCGACCGGUGCCCCUCUGGGACAACACCACCGGCGAGAUUGCCAGCUUCGCCACCAACUUCACUUUCCAAAUCAAGCCCAAAGUCGAGGACUUCUUCAAGACAUGCAACGUUAACGACAGUGGCGACGGAAUGGCUUUCUUCCUCGCUCGUUACCCGUCGAGGAUUCCUCCCAACAGCUAUGGUUCGAACCUCGCCCUAUUCAACGACAGUAACAACAUCAACGCCACCGGCGACGUCGUCGCGGUAGAGUUUGAUACCUUCUUGAAUCAGUGGGACAAAACCGUAAAUCAUGUUGGUAUCGACGUCAAUUCCAUCGAUUCCAAGGCGGUCGUGAACGUGACCAAGGGCCUGGUCUCUGAACACGCCAUGACUGCCAUGAUCACCUACAACAAUCUCACAGGAGUUCUACAAGCCAAACUCCGGAUGGACGACGGCGAACCGCCGUAUGAUGUCCAAUGGAAUGUGGACAUGAAGCGAAGCUUGCCGGAGGAAGUGUCUGUCGGCUUCUCUGCGGCCACCGGCGCAUGCAUCGAGCUGCACCAGGUGCUGUCAUGGUCGUUCAGCUCCACUCUAGAAGCCGGGAGCUCCAAGACUACCAAAGGCCGCCGGGGCCGACGCUGGCUAGUACCUGUGAUAGUUCCCACGGCUGUGGCUUUUGUGGUGUUGCUCUGCGCCGCCGUGGGCUGCUUUAGGAACCGGCGACGUAUAUGGAUGAAGCUUCAUGGCAUCACCGAGGUCGAUUCUGACGCAGAACAUGAGGAAGCUGACUUUGAGAGAGGAGUUGGCCCCAGGAGGUACCGCUACCAGGAGCUCGUCGCUGCCACCAACAGCUUUGCUGAGGAGGAGAAGCUUGGCCGCGGGGGCUUCGGAAACGUGUACCGGGGCAGCCUAGGUGACCAUGACCGCCCGGUGGCCGUGAAGAUGUUCUCGGCGGAGUCGUCGGCGCAGGGGAGGAAGGCGUUCGAGGCUGAAGUGAAGAUCAUAAGCCGUCUGCGGCAUCGGAACCUUGUGCAGUUGUUGGGAUGGUGUGACAGCACCAAGGGUCUCUUGCUCGUCUAUGAGCUUGUGCCAGAAGGCAGCCUUGACAGACACCUCUACGGCAGCUUGCUCUCUUGGGCAGAGAGAUACAUGAUUAUCCUUGGGCUGGGCUCUGCGCUGCGCUACCUGCACACGGAGUGCGACCAGUGCGUCCUGCACGCCGACAUCAAGCCCAGCAAAAUACUCCUCGACUCGUCACACGGCACCAAGCUAGGCGAUUUCGGGCUGGCGAGGCUCGUCGCCCACGGAGCCGGACCGCAGACGACCAAGGUCGUGAUGGGCACCGCAGGGUACAUAGACCCGGAGUUCAUCCGCCGCCGCCGGCCAACCACCGAGUCCGACAUGUACAGCUUCGGCAUCGUGCUCCUGGAGAUCGCCACGGGUCGGCGGCCGGUGAUGGUGCAGCAGGACAGCGUCGUCCCGCUGCUGGAGUGGAUCUGGGACCUGUACGAUAGAAAUGCUCUUCUGGAGGCGGUGGACCAGAGGCUGAUGGCCGGAGGCCUGAUCGACGACGGCGUCGCCGAGUGGCAGCUCCAGCGCGUGCUCAUCGUCGGGCUGUGGUGCGCGCACCCGGACCCGGGCGUGAGGCCCUCCAUUGUGCAGGCCAUGAACGUCCUUCAGUCGGAGGACGUGACGCUGCCGGUUCUGACGCCGCAGGUAUACAGGACUACUACGUCCGACUCUUCGCGUGGGGGUGACAUGUCUUGGACUGGUAGCGGGGGCAGAUAAUGGAAGGUGUACUGUUGGACGCAACAUGCUGCCUGUUCGUUUUAGCUUAUAA
Messenger RNA from Setaria italica (foxtail millet), 2118 nucleotides. Its product is annotated as L-type lectin-domain containing receptor kinase IX.1. Gene Ontology annotation, cellular component: plasma membrane. The record is from RefSeq and is a predicted model, not a curated record. The coding region runs from base 57 to 2066 and encodes 669 amino acids. Gene Ontology annotation, molecular function: carbohydrate binding; ATP binding; protein kinase activity. Lineage: Eukaryota; Viridiplantae; Streptophyta; Magnoliopsida; Poales; Poaceae. The transcript is spliced from 2 exons. Gene Ontology annotation, biological process: protein phosphorylation.